Molecule: messenger RNA, 4743 nt
Organism: Gregarina niphandrodes
Lineage: Eukaryota; Apicomplexa; Conoidasida; Eugregarinorida; Gregarinidae
Exons: 2
Source: RefSeq, a predicted model, not a curated record
AUGUUUGGGGCGCUGUUGUUGCUCCCAUUUCUCUCGGCAGGUGUGAGGCAAAUUAACCCUGUCUCGGCGCUACUUCCGUUCACGUCUGUUCCGGAGCAUCGUGUGAAUUUAACCCUGAGGGCGUACGAUGGGUGUUACCGGUGGCGUGUGCAGCGUCCGAAUGCGGUGUUGAUCCGGGAUUUGCGCGAGGCGGAGAUCGCGGAUUUGAGUGAUCCGGGUUUGGUGGUGCCGGACAAACGGUACCUGUCACCGCGGGGCGAGGUGGACGGAGGUGCAUGCCACGACGCGGUGGUGGUAUCUUCGGUGCUACCGGCAUCGUGGACAGGGCCGAAGGAGCGAUCCUGGGUGUUUGCAGACGACGGGAAUGCGGGGGUGAAGGCGGAGGUGUACGUGGCCAAGGUAGCGCGGUUGGAGGUGGAGACAACAGCGAAGGCGGUUGCGGUGGGUAGUGCAGAGACAUUGCGAGUGAAGGCCUUCGAUGCCGAGGGGAACGUGUUCUCUUCGCUGGAAGGUUUGUUAUUCGCCUGGGAAGCCGAGGCGGUUGCUGGCGGUGGUCGUGCUAUCUCCUUGGGUAGUCUCAGUGAUGACGUCUAUCGGCCCUCCGCUGUAAGACGGGCCAUGGCCGAACGGCGACAACAAAGCGACGUCAUUUUGAUCAAAGGCCUUGAAUCCGGACGCGCUGUUGUACAUGUUAAAUUGCUCGAACCCGGCUACGAACACGUGCGACCCACUUCCGUUUGGAUCGACGUGGUCGAGCCCUUCGCCGUCACUCCUUCCGACCUCGCCGUACCCCCCGGCGCCGCCUUCCGUACUGCAGUCCGUCUUUUGCGAGAAGGAAGCAAGACAGCUGGACACGAACGACACUUCGAAUGGAGUUCCGCCGACCCCGCACUCCUCGAGACCAGCGCACGCGGCCAGGUCAUUGCAGCGGCCGAGAAAACGGGCGAAACGCGCCUACUCGUCAAGGAUUCACGCAACCAUAAUAAUACAGACUUCGUUAGCAUCCGUGUCCAACCACCGGCACGUAUCGUCCCCUACCAUGCACACCUGGCUGCUAUGAACCCUCAAUUGGACCCGCUGGUCAAUGGUGACCCAUUGGCCGGCGGCGGGAAUGGGGGCGCGUUCGAGCAGCUGACCGAGAGCCAGUUCUUUCCGGCCGCUGUUGCGCCUAGCCAUCGCGACUCGCUCCUGAAUCGUUUCAGAAACGCCGGGACCGAGAACCCACAUGACACCUGGUACCUGGCCGCCAACGACACGCACCUGGUCACGCUCGAUCUGCGCUCCCCAACCGAAAGUCUGUUUGUGCCCGCGAAUGUGCGAUUCUCGCACACACUCUCGCGCGACGUUCCGACGGACGACAGAAAGGGAUUUAUUGGCGAAGAUGAUAUCAAACCCGUCUGGCGCUCAGCGAACGGCGCCACCAUCGCCUUCCGGGCCACGGGCGCCGUCGGCUCCAAAGGUACCAUCACGUUCGCCCUUGAUCCAAACGAAAAAGGCAAGACGGCCGUCAAGAUUAGCAAGACCGUAAACUACGAGGUCGUGGCGCCGUUGGGAGUGCAGGGAUUGACGCGGAUGAAGUACGUACAGGGCGAGUUGGGCUCCACGGUACCGGUGACUCUGCCCUUUGGUGCACAAACAAUAUUGACGCCAUUCGGCGGUACGGGUGUGUUCAAGGCGACGUCUUCGGACUCGGCGGUGUGUGAUGUGACCAUGCGCCAACAACAGAUAGUGCUGAGUGCGGGACGCAAGGCAGGCAUUGCCACCGUCACUGUCCGGGAUGAACUAUACCCGGCACACUUUUACAAGUUCCAUUGUAACGUGGGCGCAGUCGCAUCCAUUUAUGUCGACGGGAAACAACGGUUGCCGGUACGUACGGGUCGCCCUGAAGUCAUGGUGCCCAUCAGCGCGCGCACCAGGAACAAACGACUCGCACUCUGGGCAAGUGAUGCGCCCGAACGUCGAUCGGUUGAGGAACUGGCUGCACUACCUGCCUCCAAAAGCGUCGACAACUUCUGGACCUGCGGCGAACUUGAGCUGGCCUUCCACCCUGGCGCGACCAUCCACUACCGUGCCUCGCCCAGUCCUAUGUUGCGCAUGGCCAAGUCUGAUGACCGCUACAUCUGCACCUUCGGAGUCCUACAGGCGCCGCUGCAGCCGGGCCGGGUCAGUCUAGAAACACAAGUCGCGGGACCCAACCAGGAGAAACUCUUCAGUUCCCGCGGACACAUAGAGUUCUACGCGGAACUUGACGUAAAAAUCCCUGAGGAAGUCCGGUUUCCCAAGUACCCUCCCUCCACAGACGUCAGCAGUAGCCGUAUCGAGCAGAGCCAGGCCCUGAUCAUCGGCGGAAGUAUCGUGAUUGAACUGGUCGGCGGUCCGGAGUACGUCUCCGGUUGUAGCCGUAGCCUGACCUACUCUGCACCGCCGGGCAUGAGCAUCGUGCCCGAGGGUGGUGGCUCUUACGACUCCGCUGACAUUCUGAUGAUUGACGGCAAACCCUCGCGCUUCCGCAUCCAAUGUCUGGACGAACUCGGUGCCUUCCCCGUGGAGUUCGAGUUCUCCCAAAUUUGCAACGAAGACGACAAGCUCACGUCCACCGCCACGCUCUACCUCGGCUGCUCUAUCCCCGAACGCAUGAUGGUCCUGCCUGAAGAGUCCGAACUCGAACUGCUUCCCUCCCAACCAUCGAAGAAACUGCCCGUGUACAAAUCAUCGGGCCCGAAUGCCUCUCUCAUGCGCGGCGCUACCGUCUCCCCGCAGCGUAGAGUCAACGCCAUCGUGGGCAUGCAGCACCGCCUCUACGGCGUCCCUUACGACAAGUACGGACGUCCCCUCAUGGGUUCAGCACACGCCUGGAGACACAGUUGGGUCUGGCUUAAUGAUGCCGGCGCAGGUUCCUGGCAACUACUUAAACCCGACAGCGUCGCGGUAACACUACCCAACCAACUAGACCGUGACCACUUCAUUGCCGCCAUUCUCACAUGGACCGGCGAUUUCACUGAGGCCGCUUACCAAGUCACAAAGGCUACCGGCACAGCGAAAGUACAGGCCCAGAAAGCGGACCGACUCAAAAAGUCCGCAAGGGAACUCACUGCCCGUAUCCGGAAACUCAGCUGGAUCAAUGGGCAAGGCAUCAUCGGCACCCUCGAACUGCACGGACUUCCAGCCAUCGCCCUCGAUCCGCCGAGGCUGGAAGACCCCAUUCUCCACAACCCCGAGUGGGCCUACGUGGUGAAGGCCGAGGGCAUCUCCAGCAAUGGCGUCUACAAAAUGACUCCUGGCUCGUGGUUGAACGUUCUGGCGGUCUCGCAGGAACCCCUCACUCUCCCCGCUCUCCAGCGGGUCGCCAACGUCAACAAGAUCGUUCCUCUCUACGACUCAGCAGCUGCAGUUUCCACCUCUGGCUCUGCAUCUGGUUCUGUCGCGUGGGAUUCCGACGCAUCAGUCCUGGACGUAGCGGGCAAGUCGGGGCGAAAGCUGUUUGGGAAGGCGGGAGCAUACGUGUACCUGCACGGUUCGAAAACUCGCGUGGCGGCAGAGGGUGAAGUGUUCCGUUCCGAGUUGCAUGUAUCUGAUCCCUCAUUGUUAGGUCCCAAAACGUUGCGCUUGGAACUUGAGAGUGACAUGUUGCAGGGGACUCGUUUGGAACUACGGGACAGACGGAGUGGUGUAGUGGUGGCUGAGGAGCACGGCCAGAAUGAGUUAGAGAAGGGAUUGGAUUAUGAGGUGCGUGUGCGAAGUGUGGGUCGUCUUUCUGGACGUGCGUUACAUCCCUCCGUCAACCGGGCGUUCGCCUUGCAGCUCGUGGCUACACCGACCAAGUAUUUUUACGUCGCCGGGGACCGUGUCAGAGGCUUGGCCCGUGGUAAAGGGUUGCUGGAGGGUCGUCUGGGUGGCGGACUCGGUAACACUGCGCCACUGAGUGUGACCAUCGAUGAUGCCUUCGAAGUACAACCCACCGCCCUCGUCCUGCUGCCCGGCGGUGCCCGUUGGCGCCCUCAAGUCAGAGGCGGAGGGAGCGUCGCACGUGAAUGGGCACUCGUCUCCGAUAACUCCCGUGUCGUAGGCUUCGAACACGACAACCACCAAACACUAGUCUCAGGUGCCGUGGGCAAGGCCGCUGCCAAACUCAUUCGUGAAGUAGAUGUCGACAAGGGCCUCGCUGCCCCCGCACUCGCUGCACUCCCCGCACAAAUCGCAGUCACCGUCGCACACCCCCAUCAUGUCGCCCUUCAAGCUGGAGACAAACUCCUCGGUCAAAAGGGCGGCUUCCUCUACGCACCCAAAGAUGCGCGCGUGCCACUAGGUCUUAACCUCUACACCUCCGACGGCGCCAUGUUCACGCGACCCGCCCUCGUCCUCGGUAGUGGUAAUGGAAGUGCUAACGGAGGUGGUACUGAAGGUGGCACUCAGACUGACAGCAAAACAGCAGCACACAAGAGCGGGGCUGCGACGCAGUGCGUGUUCAAGUGGCACGCACUCAACCCGGACCUGCUCGCCUUCGUCGCCCACUCCGACGGGAGCCGGAAGACCACGCUCCAGUCGACCGUCGAGGGUCGGCUGGAUGUCGAGGUUGUCGGCCUCAAAACGGGCCAGGGCAAGGUUCUUGUCACCGUCGACUGCGGUUCGGCGCAACACUGGCUUGGCACCUUCAAGUCUAGCGCCUCGCUCACCGUCGAGGUCGGUCCGCCCGCGCCCGGCGUGCUCGGACUCGGCGAACGCGUCGAGUCCGACGGCGAAGUC